Molecule: messenger RNA, 1398 nt
Organism: Lodderomyces parapsilosis
Lineage: Eukaryota; Fungi; Ascomycota; Pichiomycetes; Serinales; Debaryomycetaceae
Product: lipase family protein
Exons: 1
Coding region: 1-1398 (465 amino acids)
Biological process (GO): lipid catabolic process
Molecular function (GO): triacylglycerol lipase activity
Source: RefSeq, a predicted model, not a curated record
AUGCGUUACUUUGCUAUUGCUUUCUUGCUCAUCAAUACCAUUUCAGCUUUUGUCUUGGCUCCCAAAAAGCCAUCUCAAGACGAUUUCUACACUCCACCACAAGGUUAUGAAGCUCAACCUCUUGGUUCUAUUUUGAAAACAAGAAACGUCCCCAAUCCAUUGACUAAUGUUUUCACUCCAGUUAAAGUUCAAAAUGCAUGGCAAUUAUUGGUUAGAUCUGAAGAUACAUUUGGUAACCCAAACGCCAUAGUCACUACCAUUAUUCAACCUUUCAAUGCUAAAAAGGAUAAGCUUGUUUCUUAUCAAACAUUUGAAGAUUCUGGUAAAUUGGAUUGUGCUCCAUCAUAUGCUAUUCAAUAUGGAUCGGACAUUUCGACUUUGACCACUCAAGGUGAAAUGUACUACAUCUCUGCUUUAUUAGAUCAAGGUUACUAUGUUGUCACUCCUGAUUACGAGGGUCCAAAGAGUACAUUCACUGUAGGGUUGCAAUCAGGAAGAGCUACUUUGAAUUCGCUUAGAGCUACUUUGAAAUCAGGAAACUUGACUGGUGUUUCAUCAGACGCUGAGACAUUAUUGUGGGGUUAUUCAGGAGGAAGUCUUGCUUCAGGAUGGGCUGCUGCUAUACAAAAAGAAUAUGCUCCAGAGUUGAGUAAAAACUUGCUUGGUGCUGCACUUGGUGGAUUCGUUACAAACAUUACUGCCACUGCUGAAGCUGUUGAUAGUGGUCCAUUUGCAGGAAUCAUCUCCAAUGCAUUGGCUGGUAUUGGAAAUGAAUACCCUGAUUUCAAAAACUAUCUUUUGAAAAAAGUGUCACCAUUGCUUUCAAUCACUUAUCGUUUGGGAAACACUCACUGUUUGCUUGAUGGUGGUAUUGCUUAUUUCGGUAAAUCAUUCUUUUCCAGAAUUAUUAGAUAUUUCCCUGAUGGAUGGGAUCUUGUCAACCAAGAACCUAUCAAAACCAUCUUGCAAGAUAAUGGAUUGGUUUACCAACCAAAGGACUUGACCCCACAAAUUCCAUUAUUCAUCUACCACGGUACCUUGGAUGCAAUUGUCCCCAUUGUCAACUCAAGAAAGACAUUCCAACAAUGGUGUGAUUGGGGACUCAAAUCUGGUGAAUAUAAUGAAGAUUUGACCAAUGGACACAUUACUGAAUCAAUUGUGGGUGCACCAGCUGCUUUGACUUGGAUUAUCAAUCGUUUCAAUGGACAGCCUCCAGUUGAUGGAUGUCAACAUAAUGUGAGAGCUUCAAACUUGGAAUAUCCAGGAACUCCACAAUCAAUCAAGAAUUACUUUGAAGCUGCAUUGCACGCAAUUUUGGGCUUUGAUUUGGGUCCAGAUGUUAAGAGAGAUAAGGUUACUUUGGGCGGAUUGCUCAAGUUGGAACGUUUUGCUUUUUAG